Molecule: messenger RNA, 918 nt
Organism: Daktulosphaira vitifoliae (grape phylloxera)
Lineage: Eukaryota; Metazoa; Arthropoda; Insecta; Hemiptera; Phylloxeridae
Product: rho guanine nucleotide exchange factor 11-like
Exons: 7
Coding region: 376-912 (178 amino acids)
Biological process (GO): G protein-coupled receptor signaling pathway
Cellular component (GO): cytoplasm
Molecular function (GO): guanyl-nucleotide exchange factor activity; G protein-coupled receptor binding
Source: RefSeq, a predicted model, not a curated record
UUAUUAUGUCAUUAUAAUAGUUAUUAGUUAGUGUACUAUAGAAUAUAUUUUUUGUAGGAUUCUCCUAAUUUAUCGCUCUGUCAUCAACGGACAAAAUCAAAUCCAGAUCAGUUGGGUGAAGGUAAACCAGUCAAUAAUAAAAAAUUAAGUUUAUCCGAGUCUUUCAAUGACUUACAUUUAGUUAAACAUUCAAAAGGUGGUUUGGCUUGGGAUGUUGUUUCACCUCCACGUCAAAAUUCUCCUAACCGAUCUCCUGAUGAUAUACUGCCUAUUGAUAAAAUCUUAGAUACUACUAAACUAGGAAUAGGUAAUCAAAGUUUAGUUGAAUCAGUUGAUUGUACAGAUACAAAAUUAUCCCAGACCCCUAUAAUAUCAAUGGAGGAUGAUGAUGUUUCUGACCAGGAAUCUAGUCACUUAGAAGAACAUGGCCCAUUUAAAAGUUUCACAAAAUUGGUGGAACAUAAUGCACAUCUUGCAGUAUUUUUAAAUUAUGUUAUAUCAAAUAGUGAUCCUUCAGCUUUACUUUUCUAUUUAGUAACUAACUUAUACAAAGAAGGUAAUGCCAAAGAAAUGAAAAAAUGGGCUUAUGAAAUUCAUUCUAGUUUUCUUGUACCAUGUGCACCAUUAAGACUUACAAAUAUUGAGGAUAAUAUUGUUCGUGAAAUUGAUGAUAUUCUUCAAAAUGACUCUGAUCGAGAAGAAAUAUUGCGUAAAGUAUUUUGGAAAGCUCGGACAAAAGCUAAAGAAGAGUUGAAUGAUCAACUAAGUGAUUUUCGACAUAGGAGAACAGCCGGCCUUGGUACAUUAUUUGGUCCACCUGAUUCACAACUUGAUGAUAGUAUUAAUGAUAAAAUGAAAGAAUUAAAAAUUAUCGAGAUGAUACUUGUUCCAAACAUGGAGCCAUUUAUGUAAGUUAUG